UAAAUUAUGACCAUAUGUAAAACCAGUUUUCUUAUACAUGUUAACGGACGUCCAAACCAAAUUUACAUGUUACCAGGGCCACAGGGUUUUGACACAAUCCUGUGACCAGGCAUGGAUCCUGCAAACUAACAAGCUGGAAAUUGAAAGAACUUCUCCUAAAGCGAGAUAUUUUCGUGAAAACGCAGUUAUUUCUUCAGCGAGAUUAUUUAUGAUGACAGGCACAGCAAUAUUGGUACAAACACAAAAAUUGGUGUACAGACGAAGAGAUAAGAAGAAGUCAUCGUUACUUACAGAUAAAGAAACCCAGAAAUUUAUUGAAGAGUUUGGUCAAGUUAAAACAUUACAGGAACUUCAAAAGGAUACUCAGAAGAAUGCCCAGAUAGACAAGUGGGCGAAUUUCCGGGGACCUCGACCCGACGACGAUAAAUCCAUGGAAACAUUUAAAAAGAUCAAAGAGGAGGGGGACAAACAAAUAAAGAAAACAAACAUUAGGAUAAAGGGCAGCGAGGACUGGAAAAAAUACCAGGAUAAGAAAAGUGAAUGGCUGGAAACUAUUAAACGCCACCAGGACGCUUCCAUGAAAAAUAAAUAGUUUGUGUGUGACCUGUGAUGUGUACGUGUAAUGUAUGUGAUGUGUACAUGUAAUGUGUGUGAUGUGUAGUGUAGUGUGUGUGAUGUGUACAUGCCUGUAUACGUAGUUUGUGUGACUAGCGAUUUUGUGAAGACGUCUAUCUAUUCCGAGACUAAUGAGCAUCGUCAAAAUACAUUAUUUGAAGCUAAAAAGGGCAAAUGUUUAGAAAUAUUUUUAUAUGUGCUGUGUUUCAAAUUAUAGUAAGAAGAAAAUUGCCAAAAAUUAAAAUAUAUUCUGGCA
Molecule: messenger RNA, 871 nt
Organism: Ostrea edulis (European flat oyster)
Lineage: Eukaryota; Metazoa; Mollusca; Bivalvia; Ostreida; Ostreidae
Product: cytochrome c oxidase assembly protein COX16 homolog, mitochondrial-like
Exons: 4
Coding region: 38-592 (184 amino acids)
Cellular component (GO): mitochondrial membrane
Source: RefSeq, a predicted model, not a curated record